Molecule: messenger RNA, 2379 nt
Organism: Polypterus senegalus (gray bichir)
Lineage: Eukaryota; Metazoa; Chordata; Cladistia; Polypteriformes; Polypteridae
Product: B-cell receptor CD22-like
Exons: 9
Coding region: 241-2352 (703 amino acids)
Biological process (GO): cell-cell adhesion
Cellular component (GO): membrane
Source: RefSeq, a predicted model, not a curated record
GAGUUAAGUGGUCUCCGAUCCUGCACUCGGUAAAGAGCACUAUACAAAAAUAAAUUAAAUUGAAAUCGACUGAAAUGUGAAUGAACGAAUGAAUACAUGAAUAUGACGACUUGGCUUCAGGUACACGACAAGUAAAAGAGCACAAGAUAAAGAAAAUCAUUCAUGAGACGAUGCCAUUCUUAACUAAAUCCUCGGUGCUGAGCCGCGUGCAAAAGAUGCAAAAAUGCAUCUGCACAGCACAUGAAAGCUACGUACCUGCAAAUGGAGAUAUGCGCCUUGAUGAGCUCCUCUCUGGUCAUUAACUGCACCUACGAGUACCCAGACGGCCUCCCCAUCGUAGCAGAGAAGUGGACGAUGGAUUCGGAGCAGGACGGCGGCCAGAAAGACGUGACGGUCUACGACACCGAGGAGAGCAAAGUGAGCCCGGCAUUCCAGCACCGCGCCGUCUACAUGGGGAGCAACAACAGCGUCUGCUCACUGAGGAUCCGCGACGUGACGAGCAGCGACCGGGGGCGCUACCGAUUCCGCUUUGAGUCGAUCGAGGAGAGAAACAGGUGGACGCAGGUGCCUGAUGUGGUGGUAGAUGUCGCAGAGUCAAUCAAGGCUGAUAUUGUGACCUCAUCAGCCUCCUUAAUCAAAGAAGGGGACAGAGUCGCGUUGGUUUGCAGUUCAAGCUGCAGCCUGGACCAAGUGCCACUGGUCUGGUAUAAAGAUGGAAAAGAAGAGUCGGGAAGAAGAAGCAACGUGCUGUCCUUUGAUCAGAUCUCUUACACCGACGCUGGAGUUUAUUUCUGCGCAGACGUUGACAAUCGAGAGGUCCGCUCUCAGGAAGUGUCGCUGGAGGUGCUCUAUGCGCCGAAGGAGACGGUCGCGUCAGUAAAUCCAGGACACGUCAUCCUGGAGGGGACGCCAUUACACCUGAGUUGCAGCUCUAAAGCGAACCCCCCGUGUAACUACAGCUGGUAUAAAGAAAACGGGGGCGUCAGCAUUGGAAGAGGGUCUGAGCAGAAGCUGAGAAUCGAGACAGCGACCUCCAGUGACAGUGGGGUGUAUUACUGCCAGGCGACAAACGGACACGGACAGGAGACGUCCAGAGGAGUGACGGUGGACGUGACGUAUGCGCCGAGGAGGACACAGGUCAACUCGAGUAUCACUGGAGUCUUAUUAGAAGGGACAUCAGUGACAUUGACUUGUAUGGCCGACGCAAACCCAGAUGGCACCUACGCCUGGUUUAAGGUGAACGGAGACUCAGCUGUGGCAAAGGCGACGGGACAGAGCUGGAACUUCACUGCAGUGACCCCUAGUGACGGAGGAGUGUAUUACUGUGAGGCACGAAACCGACAUGGAGCGGAGAAAUCGAAACGUGUGACUCUGGACGUGCAGUAUGCGCCAAAGAACACGAUGGUCACCUCAAGUGACUCUGGACUUCUAUUAGAAGGGACAUCAGUGACAUUGACUUGUAUGGCCGACGCAAACCCAAAUGGCACCUACGCCUGGUUUAAGGUGAACGGAGACUCAGCUGUGGAGAAGGCGACGGGACAGAGCUGGAACUUCACUGCAGUGACCCCUAGUGACGGCGGAGUGUAUUACUGUGAGGCACGAAACCGACAUGGAGCGGAGAAAUCGAAACGCGUGACUCUGGACGUGCAGUAUGUGCCAAAGAACACAACGGCCACCUCAAGUGUCUCUGAGCUUUUAUUAGAAGGGACAUCAGUGACAUUGACUUGUAUGGCCGACUCAAACCCAGAUGGCACCUACACCUGGUUUAAGGUGAACGGAGACUCAGCUGUGGAGAAGGCGACGGGACAGAGCUGGAACUUCACUGCAGUGACCCCUAGUGACGGCGGAGUGUAUUACUGUGAGGCACGAAACCAACAUGGAGCGGAGAAAUCGAAACGCGUGACUCUGGACGUGCAGUAUGCGCCAAAGAACACGACGGUCACCUCAAGUGUCUCUGGACUUUUGUUAGAAGGGACAUCAGUGACGUUGACUUGUAUGUCCGACGCAAACCCAGAUGGCACCUUCGCCUGGUUUAAGGUGAACGGAGACUCAGCUGUGGAGAAGGCGACGGGACAGAGCUGGAACUUCACUGCAGUGACCCCUAGUGACGGCGGAGUGUAUUACUGUGAGGCACGAAACCAACAUGGAGCGGAGAAAUCGAAACGUGUGACUCUGGACGUGCAGUAUUCUCCAAAGAAGUCCGUCAUGCCCGUCAGCCUCUCUGUCGGCGUGUUAGAAGGAAGUUCGAUGAUGCUGCUCUGCGGACCCACCACCAUCCCUGAUCCCAGCGGCUCCUCGUGGUUUCACCUCACCGGCCGUGGUGUGUCCAGGAGGGCAGACGCAACGCCUUGACCCUCACAUCAGUGACCCCUGCUGACA